Messenger RNA from Drosophila grimshawi, 1317 nucleotides. Its product is annotated as lipase 1. Gene Ontology annotation, biological process: lipid metabolic process. The coding region runs from base 1 to 1317 and encodes 438 amino acids. Gene Ontology annotation, molecular function: hydrolase activity, acting on ester bonds. NCBI's taxonomy places the organism in Eukaryota, Metazoa, Arthropoda, Insecta, Diptera, Drosophilidae. The record is from RefSeq and is a predicted model, not a curated record. The transcript is spliced from 5 exons.
AUGCAAUGUCGUUUGCUAUUAGCAUUGGUUUUGUGUCUGCUCAUCAGCAGGACGCAGGCACAGCUCAUUGGCGGCGAGGAUGAUGAGGAGGAGGAGGAAGAGGAGGAGGAGGAGGAGGAGGAGAGCAUCGAAGAUGAGACGCUCGAGGAAAAGCUGCAACGCAAAAACAUCAAGCAGGACUCCAACCUAUCAGUGGAUAAAUUAAUUGCCAAAUAUGGCUACCAAGCGGAAGUGCAUCAUGUGACCACAGACGAUGGCUACAUUCUAACAAUGCAUCGCAUUCGUAAAAAGGGCGCCCAACCCUUUCUGCUCCAGCACGGACUCGUUGAUAGCUCAGCGGGCUUCGUUGUCAUGGGCCCGAAUGUGAGUCUGGCCUAUUUGCUGGCUGACCACAACUAUGACGUCUGGCUUGGUAAUGCUCGGGGCAAUCGCUACUCGAGAAAUCACACAUCGCUUGAUCCGGAUGAAUCCAAGUUCUGGGAUUUCAGUUGGCACGAAAUUGGCAUGUAUGAUCUGCCAGCUAUGAUCGAUCAUGUGCUCAAGACCACCGGCUACAAGAAACUCCACUAUGGUGGUCAUUCCCAAGGCUGUACGGCGUUCUUUGUGAUGUGCUCAAUGCGACCGGCUUACAACGAGAAGCUCAUCUCCAUGCAGGCCAUGGCACCAGCUGUCUAUGCCAAGGAAACCGAAGAUCAUCCCUAUAUACGUGCCAUCAGUUUGUACUUUAAUACUCUGGUUGGAAGUUCGAUAACUGAAAUGUUUAACGGGGAAUUUCGUUUUCUGUGCCGCAUGACCGAAGAGACUGAGCGACUCUGCAUUGAGGCUGUCUUUGGCAUUGUGGGUCGCAAUUGGAAUGAGUUCAACAGGAAAAUGUUUCCCGUUGUUUUGGGCCACUAUCCCGCCGGCGUUGCGGCCAAGCAGGUCAAGCACUUUAUCCAGAUAAUCAAGAGUGGCAGAUUUGCACCCUAUAGCUAUAGUUCGAACAAGAAUAUGUUGCUAUACAGGGAGCAUGUGCCGCCACGAUAUAAUCUGAGUCUGGUGACUGUGCCGACCUUUGUUUAUUACUCGACCAACGAUCUGCUGUGUCAUCCACAUGAUGUGGAGUCCAUGUGCGAUGACUUGGGCAAUGUGAUUGGCAAGUAUCUGGUGCCGCUCAAAGAUUUCAAUCACAUGGACUUCCUUUGGGCUGUCGAUGUGCGAAAGCUGCUCUACAAUCGCAUGCUCCAAGUGCUGGGCAAGCAGCCACAGGCAAAGGAUGCCGAUGGCGAGGGCAAAGGAGGUCUACGGAUACGAGGUCGAGUGAUAGGACGCAUGUAG